Papaver somniferum (opium poppy) is the source of this 2649-nucleotide messenger RNA. Its product is annotated as mitogen-activated protein kinase kinase kinase NPK1-like. The transcript is spliced from 17 exons. The record is from RefSeq and is a predicted model, not a curated record. Gene Ontology annotation, biological process: protein phosphorylation. Lineage: Eukaryota; Viridiplantae; Streptophyta; Magnoliopsida; Ranunculales; Papaveraceae. Gene Ontology annotation, molecular function: protein kinase activity; ATP binding. Bases 242 to 2326 code for a protein of 694 amino acids.
UCCGUAAUUACUCUCAUUUUAUAUAGUUUUUUGAAAAAAAUUUAGUCUACCUUUUUCCCUCCUUCAAACUCUUUCUCUCUCUGUAUUCCAAUCUCUUACUUCAACGUUCGUUUUUUCUCGCUCCACACUAGGAAGAAGAAGUAUAAUGAAACCCAAAAAAAACCCUAAUAAUUCCUUCUAAAUCAGUUUCUUACGUUACUAUUGAAUUUCUCUCUUUAUCUAGAUCUCGAUCUGGUCGAGAAUGUUUCAGAAUCUACUAGGAUCAGUUCGUCAGUCACUAGAUUUCAGAUCUUCAAUUAAUGGAAGAGGAGAUGAAGGAGGAGGAAGAUUUGUUGAGAAGAUCAAUAGUUGUAUCAGAAAAUCAGGGAUUUUCACCAGACCUAAUUCAUUAGUACCAGCACUUCCUUCAUCUACUACAUCUCAAUUUAUAACCCUAAAAGAAAAUAAUAAUAAUGAACCUGAAAUUAGAUGGCGAAAAGGUGAAUUGAUUGGUUGUGGUGCUUUUGGGAGAGUUUAUAUGGGUAUGAAUCUUGAUUCUGGUGAACUUCUCGCCAUCAAACAGGUUAUGAUCCCAUCGAAUAAUGCCUCUAAGGAGAAAGCGCAGGCUCAUAUUCUGGAGCUAGAGGAAGAAGUCAAACUGUUGAAAAAUUUAUCACAUCCUAACAUUGUGAGGUAUGUGGGAACUAUUCGUGAGGAAGGAACAUUAAACAUCUUAUUGGAAUUUGUUUCCGGAGGAUCAAUUUCAUCGCUUCUUGGGAAGCUUGGUUCUUUUCCAGAGACGGUAAUAAGAAAGUAUACGAAACAGAUGUUGCUGGGGCUUGAGUAUCUUCAUAAGAACGGCAUCAUGCAUAGGGACAUCAAGGGGGCAAACAUUCUUGUAGAUAACAAUGGUGGUAUCAAGCUUGCUGACUUUGGAGCAUCCAAGAAAGUUGUUGAACUGGCUACUAUUUCAGGUGCCAAGUCAAUGAAGGGUACCCCAUACUGGAUGGCUCCCGAAGUCAUUCUCCAAACGGGACAUAGCUUUUCUGCUGAUAUUUGGAGUUUUGGAUGUACUAUGAUUGAGAUGGCUACUGGAAAACCUCCUUGGAGUCAACAGUUCCAAGAGGUUGCUGCUCUCUUUCACAUUGGGACGACAAAAUCUCACCCACCCAUCCCUGAGCAUCUGUCAGUGGAGGCAAAGGAUUUUCUUUUGAAAUGUUUGCAGAAGGAGCCAUACUUGCGAUCAUCCGCAUCAGAAUUGCUCCAGCAUCCUUUUGUUACUGGGGAAUAUCAAGAAAUUCAUACAUUACUCCGCAAUUCAGUUAUGGAGCCCUCUGUAAGCAUGCUGCCAGCAUCCGGUUCAAACCUGAGGAACUCCAUUAACCUUGUGUCUAAACCUAGGAGAACCUUAAGUGGUUUGAAGGAUGUAUGUGACAUGCGCAAUAGUGUAAGGUGCUCAACGAUAUACCCAGAGAAGUUUUCUGAGACUAGUCCAUUUUGGGGAACUAGGACCAGUGAUGAUGACAUGUGUGUCAUCGAUGACAAAGAUGAUACUUUUUUGGGCGGAUCAGUACGCUUCAGUUCAUUGUUGCCAGAUGACCCAAAUAAGAGCUUUAAUCCUAUGUCUGAGCCUGCUGAUGAUUCGCGGUGCAAGUUUGAUGAAAGUUCAGACUUAGGAAGUGGAAUGAACUUGGAUCCUGGUGUAACAGUUAAUGGUUUCUCUUUUAAUCACGGAGGACCUGCAAACGCGGAAAACAAUUUCACAGUUCCUUCUGGGCCACCAGGUUCUGAGGAUGAUGAUGAUAUUACCGAGUUAAAAAUUAGAGAGUUCUUGGAUGAGAAGGCAGUGGAAUUGAAGAAGCUGGAAACACCGCUAUAUGAAGAGUACUACAACACUGUGAAUGUGAGUGCUUCGAGUCAUUUGGGACGUGUGCUACGGAAUUUGCAAGAUGAAAAUUCUCCCAGUUACUUGAAGUUACCUCCGAAAAGUAGGUCACCGAGCCAAGUUGUUGGCCAAAGAAGUAUGAUGCCAAAUGAUUGUCCAUAUGCUGGAAGCCCUGUGAGUUGUAGCAGGCGGAUAUCGAAUGUUAAUGGUGUAAAUAAUAAAGUUUUGCAAGAGAUUUCUUCGCCCCAAACAGGUCAACAACUUGAUUCGCAACAACAAGUCAGCCCAAGUACCUAUGCAGAGAGGCAGAAGAAGUGGAAGGAAGAGCUCGAUCAAGAGCUUGAAAGGAAACGAGAGAUGAUCCGUCAGGCAGGUGUUGGGAGCACAUCGUCUCCAAAAGAUCGACCUCUGAAUCGGCAGAAAUCCCACCGGUUAAGAUUGUUCUCUUCCCCAGGAAAAUGAAGUGAAGUAUAAUAAUUUGUUGUCUACCACUAGUGUUUCCAAUCAGAGUCUAUUUCUUCUGAUGGACUAGACAGAGAGUGAUAGAUUACUGUUGAUGCAUGUAUCUCUAUUUUUGGUCGAAAUGGUCCUAAUAAGAUUAGGUUGGUUGGGUUAGUCAUCCAUAGCCCCAUCUCCACAUCCACAGCACAGCAGUCGAUGCAACAUGAAAACCAUAGAAAGAAAAUUGGUAUACGCUCUCUUCUUUCUUCACCCCUAAAAGCUUGUUCUAGUUUGUAAUACGAACAAAUUGUUUGAAAAUAUACAUAUAUGUAUUUGAUGUUAGU